This is a messenger RNA of Angiostrongylus costaricensis, 282 nucleotides long. The record is from the annotation of a GenBank genome assembly. NCBI's taxonomy places the organism in Eukaryota, Metazoa, Nematoda, Chromadorea, Rhabditida, Metastrongylidae.
AUGAAUGAACCGAUUGAGAAAGUUUGUGAAGAUGUAGGCACGUUAUUCGUUGGCGUACGUGACGACGUCUGCGGUGACACCAGAUGGUCUCGUAAAUCGGAAACGUGCGACAAUAUGUCGCGAUCGGUCUCGUAUUUCAUGCCGGCCUUGGAUUGUCGACUGAUUAAGAAGACGAACAGAAUCACGAACGACAUUCGAAGCAUUAUUGAUGCUCACGCAAUCCAAGGCAGUACGGAUACCGAUCACCAGGGACGAGAGACAUUCACUAUGUUGGCAGCUUGA